UGGAGAUGGGAGUCAUGUAUGAAUAUAGGGAGAGGAGGACGCCCAAAAACAGAAUCUAAUUUGGGAAAAGUGAAAGGAUAAUAGGAUUACAGAGGACGUGAGACAAUAAUUAUAUCAAGAUAAAAAUGGAUUCCAAGCAAACUAUGCCUAUAAUUACAGAAAACGAAUUGCAGGAGAUGAGAGCCGUCUUCAAGAAUGAAGAUUUUGUAGAAGCUGCCAGAAGUAUUAGACAAUCUCUUGUUGACAUUGAAGAUGUCAUUCUGAAUAUUGCUGUAACCGGAGAAUCGGGAUCUGGAAAGUCCACUUUUAUCAAUGUCAUCCGUGGGGUGGAAGAUGAGGAUAAGGAUGCUGCUAAGACAGGAGUGGUGGAGACCACAGUGGAGCCAACACCUUAUUCACACCCUCAGCAUAAAAAUGUCCACUACUGGGACCUCCCUGGGAUAGGAACUCCAAGCUUUAAUGCAAGGGAUUAUAUGAAAUUAGUUAACUUCAGCCAAUAUGACUUUUUCUUCAUUAUUGCAUCUGAGCGAUUCAAAGAUUGCCACAUCCAACUGGCACAAGCCAUCCACACCAUGGGGAAAAAGUUUUACUUUUUGAGGUCAAAAAUUGACUCAGACUUGAAUGCGUCCAGAACACGGAGGAGAAACAGCUACAAUGAGGAGAACAUCUUGAAAGACAUUCGCAAUAGAUGUAUCCAAGGACUUCAUGAAGGAGGCAUCAAACAGCCGCAAGUGUUUCUACUCUCCUGCCUGGAACUAGACAAAUAUGACUUCUACAACAUGCAGAAGACUCUGGAGAGUGAGCUUCCAAGCCAAAAGAGACACGUGUUUUUGCUCUCCCUACCCAAUAUUUAUAAGCAGGCUCUGGAGAAGAAAAAGGAUGCACUUAGGAAUCAAAUCUGGAAAUGGGCCUCAGGCUAUGCUAUUUCCAGCCUGUGUGCUAGGGGUGAUAUCGCCACCUUGGUAAAUACUAUGACCGAAUUCAAGGAAGCUUUUGGAUUGGAUGAAAGAUCCCUUGAAAAAUUAGCAAAGACGUUUGGCAAAGAGCUCAGUGAUUUGAAGUCUGUGAUCAGAUCCCCGCUGGUCCAUCAGCAAAUGAUUUGUGAGCAUGACAUUAACCGAGAGUUGUUGUCACAGGACAAGGCAGCCAUAAUACUAAUGCUGAAGAAAUAUGUGGCUAGUUUAGUGCCAGUGAUAGCCAGCAUGGCAGAUGUGGGCAUUGCCUUUGGGACUGCUUAUUGGAUGCUCUGCAGCUUCCUGACAGAUGUCGCAGAUGAUGCAGCAAGGGUGCUCUCAAAGGCUUUAGAGAGUUCUGCCUAAACCAGAAAUAGACUUUUUACUCUGGUCACAAUUUAUAGGGCAUCCAUGAUGAUCUCAAGAAGCAUAUUACUGGGUGACUGUGCACAGGGGCAAACACAGGAUUUAUUGCGGGGGUUCAUAUAAAUAGAUAGAUAGAUAGAUAGAUAGAUAGAUAGAUAGAUAGAUAGAUAGAUAGAUAUUGCCAGGGUGCUCUCACCGGGCCAAUGGACCCCUUGAUAUAUAUUCCAAAGCACAGAGGCACUCCCGGACUUCAAAGUAAGUGAAACAAUGCAGUGAUUUAAUUCAAAGUUUCGGGGUACUGCCCCCCGUCAUCAGGACACACACACAUCAACCAGUGUAAAACAUAAAGUGCUUAAAUACACACACUUACAGGUCUCCAGAUCGUUCUGCAGCCUCUGCCAAAGUCAAAAAUAUUACAUAAAGAGAACAUACAAACUACACAUACAUAAGUCACUAUACUUGCAAAUAUGCGCAGCGAGCACAGCAAUAUAUGGUAACACACGCAUUUACACGGACAUGCCACAGAGAUGGAUUCGACACUUAUUUCAUACAGUACAUAAUUAUAAUAAUAUCAAGCGCCAGACAUCAUGAUAAUUUAAAAUUAUCUAAUGAAUUAAUGUCAUGAAUGUGUAUUAUUUGAACAGAGCAAGAUAGACCUGUCAUAUUUACUAUUAAAACAACCAGCUAAAUGUGUAGAUUAAUUUGAUACUUGUUAUGAAGUUGUGGGACAUUGGAGCGAAUAGUUAUGAUUACAUGUAUAAAAGCUAAAAUCACUUUUAUUAGAACAAUAGAUGUUCCAGGCUGGUAGAGGACAGGAAACUCAGGCCAGCCCUUUGGAUGUCUUCAAGGCUGAACCUGAUCAGCAUAUGCAAAGAAACUGGUGACUCAUCGUGAACCCCUCCCCCAGAAACUAGAUAACAUAUUGAUUACACUGGAGCUCACUUGCUUUUUGGUCUCAGAGGAUGAUGGAGGAGUUGCUGGCAGUUCAGUUCCUGUAUUUAUUUACAGAGAGAGGGAGACAUAAGCUGGAUUGGAGGGAAUGGUAAUUGUAUGGCUGGCAUGUAACUGAAAUUGUAUGUAAUUUAUGUAACUGUAUGUUUUUAACUGCUUACUGUGUGAGUGUAACCAUGUAACUAUAGGUAUACUGUACUUUGUAAUAUAUAUUGAAUCCAUAUCCUUUUUAAUAACAAAUAUAUACAUCAAUGAGCUUUGGAACUCAGAUAAUGUGUGGGUGUAUUGUUUAAU
Messenger RNA from Pseudophryne corroboree (corroboree frog), 2564 nucleotides. Its product is annotated as interferon-inducible GTPase 5-like. The transcript is spliced from 2 exons. NCBI's taxonomy places the organism in Eukaryota, Metazoa, Chordata, Amphibia, Anura, Myobatrachidae. The record is from RefSeq and is a predicted model, not a curated record. Gene Ontology annotation, cellular component: membrane. Gene Ontology annotation, molecular function: GTPase activity; GTP binding. The coding region runs from base 126 to 1319 and encodes 397 amino acids.